This is a messenger RNA of Gavialis gangeticus (Gharial), 3439 nucleotides long. It is a transcript of the gene GRK6, whose product is annotated as G protein-coupled receptor kinase 6. Lineage: Eukaryota; Metazoa; Chordata; Crocodylia; Gavialidae. Gene Ontology annotation, molecular function: G protein-coupled receptor kinase activity; ATP binding. The transcript is spliced from 16 exons. Gene Ontology annotation, cellular component: cytoplasm; plasma membrane. Gene Ontology annotation, biological process: protein phosphorylation; signal transduction; regulation of signal transduction. The record is from RefSeq and is a predicted model, not a curated record. Bases 224 to 1810 code for a protein of 528 amino acids.
AGGGAGCAGAGCGGAGUGAGCGGCUUGCCCCGGGCCGCGGUGAGUCAGCACGAGCUGAGCCGGGAGCAGGAAUUCCUGUGUCCCACCGUCCCUGCCGCUCUCGAGAUCGCCUGGCUGCAGGAGACGUGCCGGGGCGGCAAGCUCGGCGCCUGGGGCGGCCGUGGCCGGCAGGAGCAGAGGUGGCAGUGGCAACCGGAAGGGCAAGAGCAAGAAAUGGCGCCAGAUGCUGCAGUUUCCCCACAUCAGCCUGUGCGAGGAGCUCCGGCAGACUCUCGAGCGGGACUACCACAACCUGUGCGAGAAGCAGCCCAUCGGGCGUGCGCUGUUCCGGCAGUUUUGCGAGAUGCGGCCCGAGCUGUCACGCUGCGUCAGGUUCCUGGAUGCUGUGGCUGAGUACGAGGUGACGCCUGACGAGAAGCGCAGGGAGUGUGGGCAGCGCCUUAUCGAGAGUUUCCUGAGCCCUGAGAGCACGGACCAUGUGCCCGAGAUCCCCGCGCAGCUGGCGGGUGCAUGCUGCGAGAGGCUGGAGCAGGAGUCCUCCAAGGAGCUCUUCAAGGAGUCCACCAGGCUCAUCCACGACUACCUGAGCGUGGCUCCCUUCGCCGACUACCUUGAUAGCUUGUACUUCAGCCGCUUCCUGCAGUGGAAAUGGAUGGAAAGACAGCCCGUGACCAAAAACACCUUCCGGCAGUACCGUGUGCUGGGCAAGGGCGGCUUUGGUGAGGUGUGCGCCUGCCAGGUACGGGCCACGGGGAAGAUGUACGCCUGCAAGAAGCUGGAGAAGAAGCGCAUCAAGAAGCGGAAGGGGGAAGCCAUGGCCUUGAACGAGAAGCAGAUCCUGGAGCGAGUGAACAGUAGGUUUGUAGUGAGCCUGGCCUAUGCCUACGAGACGAAGGAUGCGCUGUGCUUGGUGCUUACGCUCAUGAACGGGGGUGACCUCAAGUUCCACAUCUACCACAUGGGCGAGGCCGGCUUCGCCGAGCCCCGCGCCACCUUCUACGCUGCCGAGAUCUGCUGUGGCCUGGCUGACCUGCACCAUGAGCGCAUCGUGUACCGGGACCUGAAGCCAGAAAACAUCUUGUUGGAUGACCACGGGCACAUCCGCAUCUCAGAUCUUGGCCUGGCAGUGCAUGUGCCUGAAGGGCAGACGAUCAAGGGUCGUGUGGGCACUGUGGGUUACAUGGCUCCCGAGGUGGUGAAGAACGAGCACUACACGUUCAGCCCAGACUGGUGGGCUCUGGGCUGCCUCGUGUACGAGAUGAUCGAGGGGCAGUCACCCUUCCAGCAGCGCAAGAGGAAGAUACGGCGGGAGGAGGUGGAGCGGCUGGUGAAGGAGGUGCCGGAGGAGUACUCGGAGAAGUUCUCACCCUGCGCCCGCUCCCUCUGCACCAUGCUCCUGUGCAAGGAUCCACUGGAGCGGCUGGGCUGCCGUGGCGAUGGAGCGCAGGAGGUGAAGGAGCAUCCUCUCUUCAGGCACCUUAACUUCAAGCGGCUGGAGGCGGGCAUGCUGGAGCCCCCGUUCAAGCCAGACCCCCAGGCCAUCUACUGCAAGGACGUGCUGGAUAUCGAGCAGUUCUCCACGGUGAAGGGAGUGGAGCUGGAGCCCACAGACAACGACUUCUACCAGAAGUUUGCCACAGGCAGCGUACCCAUCCCCUGGCAGAAUGAGAUGGUCGACACAGAGUGUUUCCAGGAGCUGAAUGUCUUCAACGCAGAUGGCUCAGUGCCCCCCGACCUGGACUGGAAGGGGCAGCCAUCCCCGCAGCCCAAGAAGGGCCUGCUCCAGCGUCUCUUUAGCAGACAGAGGUGAGCAGUAUCUCGGCUGCUCUGCUCAGGGAAAUGCCUGGUGGCCUAGACUCACCUGCGACAUGGCGAGACCGGGGAAGAGGAGCCUUGUCCUUCGUUCCCUUUCUGCCCCCACCAAGCAGAUGCCGCUUGUGUGUCUUAAUUGCCCCUCGAGCCACUAAUCCCCGCACGUCCCUGCGCUCGCUGCCUCGCUGGGCUGGGGGCUCUGCUGCCCACCCUCUGAGCCAGUUGCCCUGCCCCGGGACACCCGUGCAGGACGCCCUGCAUGGCCCCGUGCCCUGCAGAGGGGAAGCAGGCAGGGCUCAUAAGCUGUGAAGGGCUCAGUGAUCACCUGUGCCCCGAUUAUUCCCCAGGUGAGAUGGUGCCUGCAGGCUCCCAGCCCCAGCCCCAGCCCCAGCCCCAGGCCCAGGCUCUGUUCCCGCAGCCGACCUCAGCUGCCCGCUGCUCCUGUCCGGAGCGCAGCACGGGUGGCCUGGAGCUGCAGCCGCACUGCUGUCCUAGCUGCGCCCCCGCUGUGUGGGCUCUGUGUUGUGUGACCGUGCUCACCCUCUGCUUGCUCUGCUCCUCUCUUCCCCCCUUCCACUGCCCCUGCCUUCAGGCCUGCUGCGGGAACUGCAGCGACAGCGAGGAAGAGCCCACCCGGCUGUAGGGCCGCCUGUUCUCCGGCCUCGGGACCCUCUGGCGCCAGCGGUGCUGUGGGCUGAGCUGCCGCCCUGCGUUGGGCGUUCGCAGUUUGCACGCUGGCUGCAGACGCAGCUGCGGGCAGCGCCAUGCCCCUGCCUGGGGUGCCUGGACCCAGGGCCUCCAUGCAGCGGCCAGCGCGUCGUGGGACAUGGCUGCAGCGUGGAUGGCUCGUGCUGUCUCUGCUCCCCCCUGCUGUUGGGGCACUUGGAGGCCUUGCAGGAGCGGGCCAGGAACGUGGUCCAGAGGUGCUGGCGGCUCGACCACGUCAGCAGCUGUCUCUGUGGGUCGAGCCUGCCCCGUUCUGAACUUUCCCUGUGGGCUGCAGGCCCUGCCGUGCCUGCUCCGCCCGGGGACUAGCUGUGCGGGCUCUGCCUGCUGCUGCUGGUGCCUGGAUGCAUCGGGGUGGUGCCUUGGGCCUGUGAGCUGUGCCCUGGGGCCCCCAUGGAGCAACACAUCAGUGCCCCAGCGGGCGCAGGCAUCUCUGUGCACAUUCCCCCCAGGCCUCAGGCCCGGGAAGCUGCUAUGCCAAAGCAUUUGCCAAUAGAGCCGGGCAGUUGGAUGCCACGGCCUUACCCCUUCCCCCAGCCCGGGGGCCGCGACGGGCGCUGCCGUGCUGCGGCAGGUGCAGGCGCGGGGCCGCUCCGGCGUGGGCUGGCGGAGGACUGGGCCCAGGGCUGUGCGCUACCCCAGGGACGUGGUGAGAAGUGCCAGUGGCUGGGCAGGGGCUGCAAGCUGAGCUUGCGGCCUGUGCUGGCCUGAGGCCCUUGCUGCUGCCUCGCUGUGCCAAAGGCUCCCCUGGCAGCUGCUGCUGUCUCUGGGUCCUGGGGUGCCCUCACGCCCCUCCCGUGGAUGCCUGGCCUGGCCGUGGCACAUGCUGCCCCGCGGGCCCUGGGGGUCCUGCGCUUGCCUUGCACUGAUGUUGGAAUAUUUAAAUGUUUUUUUACCCUCA